Messenger RNA from Paramecium sonneborni, 374 nucleotides. NCBI's taxonomy places the organism in Eukaryota, Ciliophora, Oligohymenophorea, Peniculida, Parameciidae. The record is from the annotation of a GenBank genome assembly.
AUGUAAAGAAAAUAGUAAUAUGAAAAUGAUUUCAAUAAUUUUUAAGAGGCCAGCAAAAUUUCUCUAGAUUAAAUGUUUAAAUAACAAGACCUCACAGAGAAACACAAAGAAUCCUGUCUUAGAAAUGCUAAAACUUUUGAAUUAUUUGCUACAUGUAUGACUUAUAGAUUUACAUAGGUAUGGAAAGACAUGAAGGCAAAAUAGAUAAUAUGGCUAAAUACCUCUCAAUGAAAAUGCUCUUUAUUGAAAAAUAAGCAUUAGAAUGCUAUAAAGGAAAUACAAAUGAUAGAGAAUUUGAAAGAUGCCAUUAAAGAGUUGAAUAACAGCUUCAUGAUGUAUACGGUGAAUACUACUAAGGCUUACUUAACCUUUGA